Molecule: messenger RNA, 1837 nt
Organism: Phytophthora nicotianae INRA-310
Lineage: Eukaryota; Oomycota; Peronosporomycetes; Peronosporales; Peronosporaceae
Exons: 3
Coding region: 134-1720 (528 amino acids)
Molecular function (GO): sulfotransferase activity
Source: RefSeq, a predicted model, not a curated record
UGUGGCAGCUGACUGACGUAGUGGAGACGUCGUUGAUCUGCUGGACCGCAUCGACCGAGCUCCCCGCUGCGACCACGCCACGCAUCGGGUCUUACACACACCACCAAGACCUCUAACCGUACACCGAUAAGCCAUGACGGCUCUCAUCCAAGUCCCGCUUGAACACAAGAAGGUUCCGAUGCAGGAGCUACCCGAAGAGGUCGCCAAGGACAUGUCUAUGGUCGUGCAGGUCCAGGAGAAUAUCGAUAUUACGUUGCUACAGGAGCGCAUCCGGGCUGGCGGUAGGGAGCUCUGGGACCCUGCCAACCAGAAGGACAAUGUACCCGUGCGCCGCGCUGGUCACGACACGUGGGGCAUCGGCAAAGUCGUCUUUAUCUUCUGUGAUGAUUACCUCCAAAAAGUGUUCACGUUCCCGUGGUUCCACUCGUGGCAGAAGGAGCUCAACCCCGUCUUCGAGCAAAUCAAUGUCCCCGUGAACCGCGUUGUGCGCUGCAUCCUGGCCUCCAUGCCGCCUGGAGCAGAUAUCCCCGUGCAUCACGACACUGGAUCCUGGGUGCACUUCACACACCGCAUGCAUAUUCCAGUGUUCACGAGCCCGGAUAUCGACUUCAUGGUGGGUCCCAACGACCAGAACAUGCAGCGCUACGAGCUCAAGCAGGGCAAUCUCUACGAACUCAACAAUAUCAGUCGCCAUCGUGUCAAGAACAACUGGGACCAACACCGCGUGCACUUGAUCUUUGACUAUGUAGACGAAAGCUUUCCCAUUAACCGCAUGGAUCUCAAGCAAGGCACAACUGUCUGGCAGACACGUCGCUCGGUGGAUCUAUCAACUGACUAUGGCAAGCGCGUACCGCCCUCGUUCGUCGUUAUUGGAGCACAGAAGGCCGGCACUACUUCUCUAUACGACUACAUCCUGCAGCAUGAUCUCGUGUGGCCUGCUAAGCGCAAAGAGACCCACUACUUUGACUGGCGCUGGAACAAAGAACUGCCCGAUCCGUCGACACCUGAGGGUGCCGAGAAGCACCUUCGAUACUUCGAGGACACCUUUCUGGAGAGGAAGAUCUUGUACCGGUUUCCGUCACUCAUGUCAGGUGAGGCUACGCCCAGCUACAUGCUCGGCGGAAAGACCGUGAUCACCCGGAUGAAACAAGUGAUCCCGCACUGCUGCAAGAUUCUCGCUAUCAUGCGCAACCCCGUAGAGCGCGCGUAUUCUCACUACUCGAUGACUGCAGACACGGAGGGAUCCGAGAAACAGAAGCGCAACCGUGGCCAUCAUCAUCUCCAAGGCCGCAGCUUUGAGCAGAUCGUGGACGACGAGAUCGAAGAGCUCUCGAAGCUUGGUGUGCACCCGGACAUGUGCUUCGAGGAGUUUGAUGAAAAGAUCAUGCACAAACGUCUUGCCUUCGACCACGGUGCUCACUCGUUCGUUGCUCGUGGUCUGUACGCGCUGCAGCUGUCGGGAUGGAUCGAGGCGUAUGGAAAGGAGAACGUGCUGUUGCUCACGCUAGAUGAGUUCAAGACUACAGAGAACCUUCAUGAUACCAUGGACAAGGUGUUCAACUUCUUGGACCUGCCGUACCACCGCAUCAGGGAUACGACAGCCAAGAACACACGCAAGUACGACCCCAUCAACGAUGCAGUUCGUGCCAAGUUGACGGCAUUCUACGCGCCGUACAACGAGAAACUCUAUACGCUUCUCGACCGUAACAUGGGCUGGUAAAAACGAUAGGUACUGCAUUAUUUCAUUUACUGCUUGGGAAUCUUCUUCAGCAAUAUGUCUGUUUCUGUUUGUUCACUAAACAAUCGUCGUUGGAAGUCCAUGUCCACUUGCUCACCC